Molecule: messenger RNA, 1497 nt
Organism: Cyphellophora europaea CBS 101466
Lineage: Eukaryota; Fungi; Ascomycota; Eurotiomycetes; Chaetothyriales; Cyphellophoraceae
Exons: 4
Coding region: 1-1497 (498 amino acids)
Source: RefSeq, a predicted model, not a curated record
AUGUCUACUCGCAGCGGCGGUAAUGGCUUGAACGGCACCAACGGUGCUGCCGCGCCAUCCAAGGAUCACAAGCGCCUCAUCGUCCUUUGCGAUGGAACAUGGGUGGACUCCAACUCCGUCGGCAAAGUCAAGUAUCCCACCAACGUGACGCGCUUCGCCCGCUGCAUCAAAGCCAAGUACACUACGAUCGACGACGAUGGCCACAAGCACGACCGCCCACAGGUCAUCUUCUACCAGCCCGGUGUUGGGAGCGCCAGCGGCACAGUCCUGCGUGGAGGCCUCUACGGCUCCGGCGUCUCCGCGACCGUCCGCUCGGCCUACGCCUUUCUCUCGCACAACUACGAUAUCGGCGACGAGAUCUUCUUCUUCGGCUUCAGCCGCGGCGCCUACAUCGCGCGCAGCAUCGCCGGCCUCGUCACGUCCCUCGGCCUCCUCACCAAAAAGGGCAUGGACCACUUCCCGCUCGUCUACGCCAAGUACUACGACCACGAGUCGCACAUGACGGCCACGGGGCCGGACUCCCUGCCCUUCGAGGCCGCGCACGCCGACUUUGUCGGGCAGUUGGAGAAGAAAGGGUUGUUGCACAAGCAGGCCAGGGAGGCGGUGCAGGUCGUGGGCGUGUGGGACACGGUGGGCUUCCACGCGGCGGGCAUGUUUGAGGAGAAGAUUGAGUUUCGAAACUGUGAGUUGAGUCCGCGGGUGAGGUGUGCGUAUCACGCGUUGGCGCUGGAUGAGCGGCGGGAGCCCUUCACGCCGACGCCGUGGCGCGUGCCGAAGAAGGAGACGGUCGAGUUGGCGUACCCCAAGGGUAAGGAUUGGGGCGAGCAGGAGAUGGUGCAGUGCUGGUUCUCGGGGAGGCAUAGCGACGUGGGAGGUGGGCUGGAUGACCCGAGAUUGAGCGACAUCACCUUGGCGUGGAUGAUCGCGCAGGUCGCCAAGGGCGGGAAGCUGGCCUUCACCGACAUCGACAGCAAGGAUGACUACCUGAUCGACUCGGAGAAGACGCCGGGGCCGGAAGCCGAAGGCACGCCCUGGGCGACCAGCAAGGGCAGCGCCAACGAGCCCGAGUGGUACUACAAAAUGAUGCGCACGUUCUACUCCGCGGACCGCUCGCCGCUGACGUACCUGGAAGAGGGACGCAAGGUGCGUGAGGCCUCGCAGGAGGAGACGCACGAGUAUAUCCACCGCAGCGUCAUGGAUAGGAAUCUGGAUGGGCGCGGGAAGGGUGUGCAGUGGGUGUGCAACGUGCUGUGCGGGAAGACGCACGGAAAGACAGGAGCGUAUGGGCUGGCGAGGGAUGAGACAAAGGGGCUGCCGCUGGCGCCGAAGGUUGUGAGGGACGUGGAAGGGCCUGAUGGGCAAAAGCAGGAGCAGGAUGUCGAGGCGUAUUUCAAGGGGAGGGUGGUGAGGAUCAUGGGGACCGAUAUUGGCGCAGAUGACAAGAUUGCGGAUGUCGAGAAGAAGCUGGGGAACACUGGAUUCGUGGGCAUGGAGUAG